CACCCGCGUAGCCGUUGAUGAUAACAACCAUUGGAUAAGAGAGAGAAAAUAUAGAAAGAGACAGGAGACAGAGAGUCUGCUUUUGCAGCUCAUUUGGAGAAGAAGAAAGAGAAAGAAUAAUGGCCUCUUCAACCUCUGCAUUCACAGCCAACAUUCCUUUCCUUAACAAAUCACACUCUCACUCUCAGUCUCGCUUUGUACCCAAAGCUUCUCUCAACAACGUCCACCUACCCCACCACCACAGCCUUAAUCGCAGACAAUUCUUAUCCCAAACAGCCACUGUGUCACUCCCUUUACUUUCGUCCCCUCUGAUAAUCCAGCAACCCGCAAAUGCCGAAGAGACCCUUUCAGAAUGGGAGAGAGUUUACCUCCCUAGCGACCCUGGAGUUGUCCUUCUUGACAUCGCAUUUGUCCCUGAUGACAUGAACCACGGUUUCCUUCUGGGUACUAGGCAAACCAUCUUGGAGACGAAGGACGGCGGAAACACUUGGGUUUCGCGCUCCAUACCAUCAGCUGAAGAUGAGGAUUUCAAUUACAGAUUCAAUUCCAUUAGUUUUAAAGGGAAAGAAGGUUGGAUUGUUGGCAAACCAGCCAUUUUGUUGUACACCUCUGAUGCUGGAGAUAGUUGGCAAAGGAUACCUCUCAGUGCUCAACUUCCUGGAGAUAUGGUAUAUAUAAAAGCUACUGGAGAAAAAAGUGCUGAGAUGGUGACUGACCAAGGUGCAAUUUAUAUCACAUCCAACGGGGGAUACAAUUGGAGGGCUGCAGUUCAAGAGACUGUUUCAGCUACUCUAAAUAGAACAGUAUCUAGUGGUAUUAGUGGCGCAAGUUACUAUACAGGAACCUUUAAUACUGUCAACCGCUCUCCAGAUGGAAACUAUGUUGCUGUCUCAAGCCGUGGUAACUUCUAUUUGACAUGGGAACCUGGCCAGCCAUUCUGGCAGCCACAUAACAGAGCUGUUGCGAGACGAAUUCAGAACAUGGGAUGGAGAGCUGAUGGUGGUUUGUGGCUUCUUGUCCGAGGAGGGGGACUUUAUCUCAGUAAAGGGACUGGAAUUUCAGAGGAUUUUGAAGAAAUUUCAGUGCAAAGUCGGGGUUUCGGGAUUCUAGAUGUUGGAUAUCGUUCAAAGGAUGAGGCUUGGGCUGCAGGGGGCAGUGGGAUUCUGCUGAGAACUACCAAUGGUGGCAAAACAUGGACUCGCGAUAAAGCAGCUGAUAGUAUUGCUGCAAAUCUCUAUUCAGUGAAGUUUAUCAAUGAUAGCAAGGGUUUUGUGUUGGGAAAUGAUGGUGUGUUGCUUCGAUAUCUUGGAUAAAAGUCUAAGUUUCUUAUGAUGACUGGUUGUUAAUGAUGUUGCAAUUUUGUAUGCUGUUUGGUAACUAUUGCUGUAAAGAGAAGAAGAAAGUUUCUUGUAUGUCAUAAUUGUAUUUGACUAUUUUAUAUGUGAAUGUUGCAUUUCAGGUAGUAAAUAUUGUUCUUCAUAGGAAUAUUUACAUGAACAAUUCAUGAUCCAUUUCCUUACAUAUAAACUUGGAAAUGCCGAAGGUGAUUUCUACUA
Ricinus communis (castor bean) is the source of this 1556-nucleotide messenger RNA. RefSeq names its product photosystem II stability/assembly factor HCF136, chloroplastic. Gene Ontology annotation, molecular function: protein binding. The transcript is spliced from 8 exons. The coding region runs from base 120 to 1313 and encodes 397 amino acids. The record is from RefSeq and is a predicted model, not a curated record. NCBI's taxonomy places the organism in Eukaryota, Viridiplantae, Streptophyta, Magnoliopsida, Malpighiales, Euphorbiaceae.